This is a messenger RNA of Camellia sinensis, 996 nucleotides long. The record is from RefSeq and is a predicted model, not a curated record. Lineage: Eukaryota; Viridiplantae; Streptophyta; Magnoliopsida; Ericales; Theaceae.
AUGGAGUAUGUGGAUGUAGAUGCUGAUGGUAGUGCUGGGGGCUUAUUGUGUAUUUGGAACCCUGAGAGAUUUAAGCUUGUUGAUUGCUAUGGCUCAAGAAACUUUAUCAUUCUAUCAGGUACUGUUGGUCUAUCUUUUGAUUGCUCUGUGGUGAAUCUUUAUGCUCCAAAUGAUGUUUGUAAGAGAAGGCAGCUGUGGGAAUUAUUGAAGAGAAUGAAAAUUUCCUACCCUAAUCCAUGGUGCAUGGGCGGAGAUUUUAAUGAAAUUAGAUUUCUCAGUGAAAGGAAGGGUUGCUCAAGAAGGGAGAGAGGCAUGAAUGAUUCUAAUGAGUUGGUAGAUCAGUUGAGUCUAGUUGAUUUGCCAAUGAGGGGUAGAAGUUUUACGUGGUGCAAUGUACAAGAUGGGGAGAGAUGGAGCAGGAUAGAUAGAUUCCUUUUGGAGAGUAGUUGGCUUGAGUUCUCUUUCAAGCAAUGGGGUCUGCCUAGAACAAUUUCUGAUCACUGUCCAGUCCUAUUAAUGGAGGAUGAGCGGAAUUGGGGACCAAAAGCUUUCAGGUUUAUUAAUGCUUGGUUACUUCAUCCUACUUUCAAAACAGUGGUGAAGAGCUCAGGGGAUGAAGAAGUUCAACCAGGUUGGGCUCGGUUCAGAUUGAUGAGGAAGCUAGCAACACUCAGAGUCAACCUCAAAAGAUGGAAUUCAGAGGUGUUUGGCCAUGUGGAAACUCAACUAAAGCAAGCAGAGGAGGAUUUACAUGCACUGGAUUUGGUGGCAGAAGAAAGAUCAUUGUCAAAAUUAGAAGUAAGUAGAAGGAGAGAAGUUAGAGGGCAGGUUUGGAAUCCGAGUACAAGGAGAGUUUAUGGCAUCAAAAAUCUAGAAUGGUGUGGGCUAAGUGUAGGGAUAAGAAUACAAGGUUAUUUCACAUGUUGGCAAGUUCAAGAUAAAGGAGAAAUUUACUUGAUUCAGUUGUGGAAGAUGGGGUCAGGUUGGUGGAGCUAG